Pyricularia grisea is the source of this 2119-nucleotide messenger RNA. RefSeq lists its product as uncharacterized. Lineage: Eukaryota; Fungi; Ascomycota; Sordariomycetes; Magnaporthales; Pyriculariaceae. Gene Ontology annotation, cellular component: nucleus; cAMP-dependent protein kinase complex. The coding region runs from base 530 to 2119 and encodes 529 amino acids. Gene Ontology annotation, biological process: peptidyl-serine phosphorylation. The transcript has 3 exons. The record is from RefSeq and is a predicted model, not a curated record. Gene Ontology annotation, molecular function: ATP binding; cAMP-dependent protein kinase activity.
GGUCAACCUGCCCGCCUGUGGAAUCGCGCUCUGAUCUGUAUCUCUUAGCAACCUGCCGCGUCGCGCAUUUGCUUUGUGCAACAUUCCUGCUCCGUCCUGAAAGAGGAAAUCGACAUUCUCCUUAACCAUUCUGCAACCAAAGCACCCUUGGUAGGGCCAGCGCAUAACUGCAACCUGGCAACUCACCUAAUUACCUGCCUCCUGAAAUCACUUGGACAUACUCAACUGCAUCACCUACGCGGACACUCACACAGCAUCAGCGUCUCACCUGUAUAAACGUCAGCUUCACUUGGCUUUGACAGAACAUUUACGAUUUGCUCUGUUGGAUCAAGUAGAGUAGUUCCGGUGCUUCUAGACCCAGUAGCCAAAGUUUCUGGUAAUUUAUUCAAGCCCUCAGCGUGGCCGCCGGUUCGGUCGGUGGGAGCAUAUCAACGUUCAGGGGACCCCCUGAGUUGUCUUUCUGGGAGAUUCGGACAUUUUUGUUCCGCGCCUUCUGGGUUUGCUUGCAGGAAUCCCCAGUGUCGCCUCGAUGCCUUCUCUAGGUUUUCUUAAGAAGAAAAGGACUAGGGACGGAAAUAACGACAACUCAAGCCAACCAACAAGCCCAGUCACUCCGACUGCAGCCCAGAGUUUCGAGCAGGCACAAGCCUUAGGUGCACCUUCUGCCAUCAACACCUCACACACGCAGCAGCAACCGUACUCGGUACCUCAGCCUGGCUACUCUGCUGGGACAGAAGCACAGGCUCAGCAGCCUCAGAUGAACUCGAUUUCACAGCACCAACAACAGGCGUUUGCGCCGCCAGCACAUACACCCUCCCCGGGGACUAUGGAGCCGCAACAACACCUGCCUAGCAUCUCCAACCUCAUGAACCCCGCAUCCCAACAACAAAACAACCAGUCUUCGGCCAACUCCGAAACUCAGUCGCAGUCACAGUCACAGCCGCAAUCUCAGUUCCCACUCCCACCGUCGCACGGGAAUGGCGACCAAAGUCAACAGCACAAUUUGCAGACUCAACAGCAGAACCACUCACAGCAGGACGCCAUGGAUAUACAGCCUUCGCAAGUGCAGGACCAGACCCAAUUUCAACAGGCGCAGCCUCAGCACCAACCACAGCAGCACGUACAGCACCAUGUACAUCAUGGGAAUCAAGGGUCCCAAGAUCAGCAGGCAAGGGUGACGAAGGGGAAAUACUCGCUAAGCGAUUUCGAAAUACUCCGGACGCUCGGUACCGGUAGCUUCGGUAGAGUGCACUUGGUCCAGUCAAGACACAACCAAAGAUUCUACGCCGUCAAGGUCUUGAAGAAGGCUCAGGUAGUCAAGAUGAAGCAGGUUGAGCAUACCAACGACGAGCGGAAAAUGCUAGGUGAAGUCAAGAAUCCGUUCCUGAUCACAUUGUGGGGUACAUUCCAAGACUGCAGGAAUCUGUACAUGGUCAUGGAUUUCGUUGAGGGUGGUGAACUCUUUUCCUUAUUGAGAAAAUCAGGGCGCUUCCCAAACCCAGUAGCAAAGUUCUAUGCUGCCGAAGUGACGUUGGCUCUCGAAUACCUGCACGCCAAGAACAUCAUAUACCGCGAUCUGAAGCCCGAAAACCUGUUACUGGACCGCCAUGGCCACCUGAAAAUCACCGACUUUGGGUUCGCCAAGCGUGUGCCGGACAAGACAUGGACUCUUUGUGGCACUCCGGACUACCUGGCGCCGGAGGUAGUUUCCAACAAGGGCUACAACAAGUCUGUUGACUGGUGGUCUUUGGGAAUACUGAUAUACGAGAUGCUGUGCGGCUAUACCCCCUUCUGGGAUAGCGGAUCUCCUAUGAAGAUAUACGAGAAUAUCCUGAAGGGCAAAGUCCGUUAUCCCGCCUAUAUCAACCCGGACGCGCAAGACUUGUUGCAACGUCUCAUCACAGCGGACUUGACCAAGAGGUUAGGAAACCUUUAUGGCGGAUCGCAAGAUGUCAGGAACCACCCAUGGUUUGCCGAGGUGACAUGGGAUCGUCUCGCGCGAAAGGACAUAGAUGCGCCAUACACGCCUCCAGUCAAGGCCGGCGCAGGCGAUGCAAGUCAGUUUGAUCGAUAUCCUGAAGAAACAGAACGAUAUGGCCAGACUGGUCACGAUGAGUGA